Messenger RNA from Penaeus monodon (black tiger shrimp), 1179 nucleotides. Its product is annotated as zinc metalloproteinase nas-4-like. Gene Ontology annotation, molecular function: metalloendopeptidase activity; zinc ion binding. The coding region runs from base 1 to 960 and encodes 319 amino acids. Lineage: Eukaryota; Metazoa; Arthropoda; Malacostraca; Decapoda; Penaeidae. The transcript is spliced from 7 exons. The record is from RefSeq and is a predicted model, not a curated record. Gene Ontology annotation, biological process: proteolysis.
AUGAUCUGGAGAGAAGCAGCACUGCUAGGCUGUGUCAGCAUCGCUCUUGGUCGCCUCGUCCCACCCAAGCCCCGGGAGGAGCCGCAGCUGCAUCCAAACGAGCCUAGACCCGACCUCUACCCGGAAAUGCCAGAUUAUGUCUUGAAAAGUGUUAUAGACUACUCGUCAGAAGCUCAGGAAAGUUUGCUUCAAGACCAUCAGGACGCUGAGGUAGUGCCUGGUCUGUACCAGGGCGACAUCGCAGGAUUUAAGCCAGAGCAGUUCAUAGCCCACACGCGGGUGGGCCUGAAGUGGGACGUGUUUCCGGAGCGGCGCUGGACCAACGACACGGUGCCCUAUGCCAUCAGCGACCUCUACCUGCCGAGCGAGCGGAUGGUGAUUGAAACCGCCAUCUCCACAGUGAAUUUCUUGACGUGCAUCAAAUUCGUGCCGUGGGACGGCAUGCGCGAGGACUACCUCCUCGUCUGGCCCGUCGAGAAACCUGCGGGAUGCUGGUCCUACGUGGGCAAGACGGGUGGGCAGCAGGUACUCUCCUUGCAGCGGCCCGACAGCCGCUCCAAACGAUGCUUUGGUUCCGUCGGGAAGCCUAUCCAUGAGUUGCUGCACGCCCUAGGCAUCUUCCACGAACAGACCCGAGCCGACAGAGACAACCACGUUAAAAUCAUCAGGGAAAAUAUUAUUCCACAAUACAUUCAUAACUUCGCCAAGCAGAGUGAAGUCAAUACUACUUUUACCUUCGAUUACGACUACAAAUCCGUCAUGCACUACGGUUCACAUUUCUUCAGCUCCUCCAGAGACAAGCCCACUAUCGUGCCAAAGGUCGAGGGGGUUGAAAUCGGGCAGCGGAGGAUGCUCAGCAAGACGGACUGUUUGAAAGUCAACCAGCUAUACGGUUGCCUGGAUGGUGAUGCCUUCAAAAGGGCGAAAUACCUUGCCUUUUGUUCUUAUCUAGGUUUAUAGCAGACUAGUUAUUCUUUCAAGUCAUUCGUGCCAGUUCUGUUUAUAAGUUUAUUCUAAUAAGGUCAUUGAGAGAAUGGACAAUAAAGAAUAUUUGUAUACGUAUAAAUAUAUGAAAAGAGAGAGAGAAAGAGAGAGAUCUGUUUUGAUAAAGUUUAUUUCCAGAACAUUGCAAAUUUCUCAAAAAAAAAAAAAAAAAAAAAAAAAAAAAAAAAAAAAAAA